AUGUUAUUCGAACCUGGCUCUGUCCCUCCGGGACCCCCUAUCGAAACCACAAAGGCCUUGAUCUUACUCGAUUUCCAGAACGACUUCGUCAAGCCCAAUGGAAACCUUCCUGUCCGCAACGUUGAACGUUUUAUAGGCAAUCUACUAUGCCUAGUGGACGAAUUCCGCGCCAAGGGGCAGGUGAUUUGGGCAGGGACCGAGUACAAGCAGUCUCGCUCAACCAUCUCUUCCGUGACAGGGUCUCACUCUAUAAUCUUGAAACAGCAUCUCCAGCGGCAGGACUUAACCGAGGAGAGCAGUGAGUACUACAACGACCCGAGUUACACACGCUCACCUCGCGAAGAUCCCCUGUCACCCUCGACGAACCCAGAUGUCAGCCAUGAUCGAGAAGCAUUUCUCGCCCCCCUCUUGACCACCACAAAGUACAGAUGUUGCAUACCCGGCUCAUGGGGUGCCGACUAUCCGGAGAGCAUCAAAGCAGCCGUCGACCCACAAAGAGACCUCGUUAUGCUGAAAUCCCAGUACUCGGCUUUUGAAGGCACGUCACUCCUCAUGCAUCUACGCUCCCAUCUCGUCACGGAAAUCUACGUCUGUGGCUCUCUCUCAAACAUCGGCGUCUACGCCACCGUCCUUGACGCCGUUUGCCAUGGUGUCCAGGUCACGCUGGUUGAAGACUGUCUCGGAUAUAUCGAUGAAGCUUGCCAUAUAGAAGCUAUGCGCCAGAUGGCAGACACUCUGGGUGCAAAUGGAAUUGACUGCCAGGAGCUGCGUGACGAUAUUGCCGGCCUUCUUGGUGACGUUAUCCACGAAGAGGACUAUCCAACUAGAUUCCAGGUCAGCCUGCCACCACCGACUCGCACGACCAGGGCGCACACCUCGAGGAGGCAAAUUCAUGACUGGAUUUCUAGCCUCGAAGGUGAAGAAGCCCCUCCCGUACUCGCUAAGGCCGCAGACACACCAUCGAGAGAGACGGAACAGACCGGGUCUAUCCGGCGUGACUCCCACACACCAAGUGAGUCAUCUCGUAGAUCUAUAAGGCAUACAUCAGUUGAGCGCAGUCCUACCCGGAAAAGAUCAACCAGUGAUCUCGAUCCCUUGGACGAAGAGCGUGUCCUGAAGUUAUCCCAUAAGCCUUCUUCCCGUCGUACCUCGACUCAUACUGAGCAACUGAAAACCAAGCAGACACAGCAAUCAACACGAAAGCGGCGACCUUCACACGAAUCACCAAUCAGAUCUUCUACCCCUACGACAUCAGCCCUGCACCAGACGCCGUCAACCGGGGAGCCGUCUAUUCACAAGGACAUGUCGGAAGCUGAUCCAACCGAGGCCGAACAACAAAGCCCGAAGGCCAAACAAGGAAACGGUCAAGCAGCCCUAAAGAAGAAGAAGAAAAUAACACCGAGAAUCCUUGGUCCUGACGACACACUAGGACAAGGUGACUGCAAACUCUACACCGGCGUCCUCGAUCAAACAGAAGCCGCACAGGCCUUUUAUUCUUGCAGGAGCGAUAUUAAAUGGCAAAAGAUGUUUCACCGGUCCGGCGAAGUACCUCGCCUGGUUGCUGUUCAGGGGUCCAUGUCUGAGGAUGGGACGGAGGUUCCAAUCUACAGGCAUCCGGCGGAUGAAUCUCCGGAGUUGUUACCUUUCGACAGCGUGGUUAAUAUGCUGCGGAAAGCUGCAGAAAGACUCGUCAGCCAUCCGUUGAACCAUGUUUUGAUCCAAUGGUAUCGCCACGGCGAGGACAACAUCUCUGAGCACUCUGACAAGACACUCGACAUCGUCCGAGGAUCUCAAAUCGUGAAUGUGAGUCUGGGUGCACAGAGGACCAUGAUGCUAAGAGCGAAGAAGUCCUCUUUGACACAGGCUGAUCUGGACCAAGACUCGGACGGCGCCAGACCUUCUCAACGAAUCCAUCUUCCUCACAAUUCGCUUUUCGUCCUCGGCCAGGAGACCAACCGGCAGUGGUUACAUUCUAUACGAGCCGACAAACGACCUGUGUCGGAAAAGACACCCGCCGAACUCGCUUUCGAUGGAGAAAGAAUCAGCUUCACAUUCAGACACAUUGGAACAUUUAUCAAUCUCGCUCAGGGCACAAUAUGGGGACAGGGGGCUACAAGUAAACAACGCAAGGAUGCCAAGCCCUUAUUGACAGGGCCCGACGCAGAAAAAGAGGGCGAGGCCAUGAUUCGAGCCUUUGGGCAGGAGAAUCAUCGCAGCGCAGACUGGGACUGGGAUGAGUGGUACGGACGGGGCUUCGAUGUGGUCAACUUUGAGACCAAACACGCGGACGAGGCCAAUCCAACCGAUGAUGAUCUAAGAGGCCUGUCGAAGGGUGAGAAGAGGAAAAUUGCUGACGAUAGCGAGAGUCCAAUGAGGGCUGGAUCCGCACCAUUUUGA
Messenger RNA from Fonsecaea erecta, 2397 nucleotides. RefSeq lists its product as hypothetical. The record is from RefSeq and is a predicted model, not a curated record. Gene Ontology annotation, biological process: DNA repair; DNA alkylation repair. Gene Ontology annotation, molecular function: dioxygenase activity. Gene Ontology annotation, cellular component: nucleus. NCBI's taxonomy places the organism in Eukaryota, Fungi, Ascomycota, Eurotiomycetes, Chaetothyriales, Herpotrichiellaceae. Bases 1 to 2397 code for a protein of 798 amino acids. The transcript has a single exon.